Camelina sativa (false flax) is the source of this 1636-nucleotide messenger RNA. Its product is annotated as FBD-associated F-box protein At5g56370-like. NCBI's taxonomy places the organism in Eukaryota, Viridiplantae, Streptophyta, Magnoliopsida, Brassicales, Brassicaceae. Gene Ontology annotation, molecular function: protein binding. The record is from RefSeq and is a predicted model, not a curated record.
CAGAAAUUUAGCUACCUCGGCAUUACCAAGAAGGAGAUCCGCGGUCAAUCAGUUCAGAAAUUUAGCUACCUCGGCAUUACCAAGAAGAAUAUCCGCAAUCAACCAGCUCGAAAAUUUAGCUACAUCGGCUUUUCAGUUCCGGUCUCAAAUCGGCAUUAUUAUGAGAGUUAUUUUGUAACUGCGGUUGCAAUUAAUACAAAAAUCUCUAUUUUCCAUUAGAAGUUUAAUUUUUGUGUUGGAUAUCUAGCAUCAAAUGAUGGUCACCAAAAAAAUGAUGGCAUAGUGUUCCAAGUGUUGUCAGAAAAAUCACUGGGUUAAUUAAAAAGCUAGGAAAGUCAUAUGGACAGGAUCAGUUUGUUGCCCGAUGAGUGUCUGUUGCAGAUACUUUCAUCACUUACCACAAAAAAUGUCUUGCAGACAAGUUUAUUGUCGAAACGAUGGCGGAAUCUUUGGAAGUUUGUUCAUAAACUCGAGUACAUUUAUUGUGAUGAGAAUGUUGAUCAUGGGAGAUUUAUGCGGUUUGUGGACAGGUCUUUGCUAGUAAACAAGGCUCCAGUCUUAGAGAGGUUGUGUUUUAUGUUUUUUGGCCACCGCAAUGACUUUGAUAUCGGAUUUUGGGUUAGAACUGCAGUGGAACGAGGUUUAAGUGAUUUCGAGUAUUUUCCUCCCCUUUUUAAUAAUGAGGCUAAAAGUUUACCACAAAGCUUGUUUACCUGCGGAACACUUGUGGUACUUAAACUCACCAAUGUAUCACUUAAGGAUGUUAAAUUCCCGGUUAGUUUCCCGGUCCUCAAAACAUUGCACCUUUGUUGGGUGAUUUACUUAGACAAUGAGUCCACUAAGAAGUUUUUAUCAAGCUGCCAAAUUCUUGAAGUCUUGGUCGUGGAGCGACAUUAUAAAGACAAUGUAGAAAACUUUUCUAUUACGGUGCCUUCACUACAAAAGUUAGUAUAUUCUAAUAGAGCUUCUAGUAAAGGUUUGUUUGCGUUGAACGCUCCUUCUUUGAAGACCUUGGAGAUUUUUGAUGUCGAUUACGAGUGUAUUAUUGAGAAAUUCCCUGAGAUCGUGGUUGCAAAUGUGGAGGUUAUCUAUUGGAACACCGACAAUAUCCUCGGUUCUCUUACAUCACUCAAACACCUCUCUCUAUGUUUACCCUCAAAGUCGCGGUUUCCUACUGGCAAAAUAUUCCAUCAGCUCGUAAGCUUAGAGUUUUGUUGCACAUGUGAUACAACAUGGGCUCUACUCAUGUCUCUUUUCAAACAUUCUCCAAAACUACGAGCUCUCAAACUCAAUGAGAGACAUUGCUGCAAAGAUACUAAAGAAGCGAAAUAUUAUUGGGAUGAGCCAAUAUCUGUUCCUGAAAACUUGAUGCUCGGACUUGAAACACUGGAGUGGAGAAACUACAGAGGAUGGUAUUCAGAGAGAAAACUCGUGACGUUUCUAUUGGAACAUUCAAGGGGUUUAAAGAGAGCGAGUUUCACACCGGUAGCCACCACUUUGAAGAAGAAAUCUCGGAUGCUCAAACAGUCGGGAGUUUUGUUUAGAGAUUCAACAUGUCAGUUUUUCUUUGGCUGAAAAAGUCUGAAACCCGUCAGGGAUGAUCCUUCUUAACUAGUUUUGUUGCAUGAACUCUUUC